GAGAAAAAAAAGAGAGGAGAAAACGCCCCCUUCAGCUUUUUCAAGUUGCAACGGCCGGUAUGUGGUAGCAAUGUGUGGUAGCAAUUAUUGUGGUAUCUUCUGGAAUGAACUCUCAUCCAGAAGAUUAUUUCCUGAUAGACCGGUAAAGUCAAAGGUCAAAGAAAAAGUAUUUGUUAAACAAAAAGAAAAGGUAUUUCCGCGUGGGCUGCCUUUGUGUCCUUGAUGUCGCCAAUACAGAACCGGCAGGUUUUACGUUAAGCACAAUGCGUGCGUGUGCUUACUGGACCUCGUCCGCCGUUUUGUUAGAUGGUCACGGAAUUGAGUAUACGCAUGCUUACCGAUACCGAUACGUGGAACAAAUACCACUAAGGCUUUUUGUAUUGAUAUUUUUUACAUGGAGAACGUUGUUACUUUUGAAUAAAGCGAGUGUGCUCGUUUAGCAGGUUCGCACAAAAUGGCGCUAAAAUCUGGGAGGCGUAUUCUGGUAUCUGUUUUUCUGUGGGUCUUUCUCUCUUGGAUCAACUGCCGAACUGUUGUGGCACAACUGAUAGUAGACGAAGGGCCACAGGAUGCCCACGUUCAUAUCGGCCAAAAAGUGACUUUCGUCUGUGACUUAAGAAACACGGAAGGCUAUAAUGUGUUUUGGUUUCAUCAACAGAGAAAUAAGUAUCUUACCACUGGAAGACAAGUAAAUGUCAAUUUAAUGCCAGCAGAGCUACGAGAUCGUUUGUCGGUCGUUGGUAGAGUAAAUCAAGAGGAAUUUAGUUUGCGGAUUGAGAAUGUACAAGUUGCCGAUGGCGGGGAGUAUUUUUGCCAAUAUGUCCCACUAAUACCCAGUGGAACGACUACUAACGCUGGUGCAGCAGUACUUACUGUUUUGAUCCCUCCCAGCCCGGAGUCACCUUAUUGUCAAGUUAAUCUAUUAUCAGGGACCCAGGGCGAUCGCUUUGAAGUGGGUGAUGAGGCGAAUUUUCACUGCUACCAGACGGAUGGGAAUCCCCCUCCAGACCUCACACUUUUAAGAGGUUAUAACCAGCUGGCCGGUCCGGGUCGAACGGUCACUCACCGGUACCUGCUCACCGGAGAUGACAAUGGCGUGACUUUCACUUGUAUCAUGACCACACCUGCCUUGGAUGAGCCGCGUAACUGCUCUGUGAUGCCGCUAAGAAUCUUACCGAAUGCCACCAUUCUGCCAGCACUAUCCACGGUUGAGGAGGGGGACCAAGCAUCGUUUGAAUGUUACGGCGAAGGAGAGCCUAUCAUCGCUAACUACAGAUGGAGGGUAGCAAGUGUUGAUACUGGAGAGAUUUUACCGGCAGAUAGGUACUCAGUGUUUGAAAAUGGCCGAUCCUUGGAGAUAGCAGUGAUGGAGAAUCUUGAAUUGCUUUGCAUUGUCAGCGUGCCGUCUGGACUGUCCGGAAAUGCAACCGCUAGAGUUGAAGUUGUGAAGCGGGAAAUGACAUCAGCUCUUGCGGGUUCAACAGUCCAGACUAGCCCCACAAACAAGUCGUCGACGUCAGCUGGUAUUACAGCCGUUGCCGUUGUGGUGCCAAUGGUUAUAGUGAUACUGGUGACCGCUGUAAUUGUCCUGUGUCUGCGGCGAAGGAGACGGCAUAAGAAGCCGAACAUUUCGAUCCGCUACAAAUCGAGCGUCAUCCGGCACCGUGAGGGUGAGCCAGGUGAUGAUGCCACGCCGGGUCAAAACGGCCAAACGACCGGCGCUGGAACAGUCUGGGAUGAAACUGGUGCAAGGUCGGAGAUCGAUACCAGCAACUUGUAUGCACUACCAGAGAAUCACCAGCUAGGCCCACCAGCGAGCCAGAACUACCACCGGUCAUCACCGAAGCUAGACGCCGUCCACAGCGCUGUUGGACCCGUCGACCCACAUCCAGACACCCCGGUGUACGCCAGACCGGAUAAAAAGGCAAAGAACCUGAAGGAGAAUGAGUACAGCUCCGUGCCGGUGGAGGAACCCAAAGAGGCAGAUUCCGGUCUGGUGUACGCUGAUCUUGAACUAGACUCUUCAUCAGCAAGCAAAGAGUUGGAUAGGACGGGGCUGCCCUCGGGCACAGAGCAGACCAUGUACGCCACUAUUCGCUCUUAAAUUUACCGGACUUUUAGACCUGUAUGAUUUUAGGAUGGUGACGGUCGUGUUAUCUGGCUGCUUUUGAAAAUUAAUUUGUCAGUAAGCUGUACAAUUUUAUGUAUGUGGUGGAAUUUUUGUGUGUUGGGGAGAUACAAAAUAAUAAUGUUGAAGUUUUUCCCUUCACCAUCUUGAUCGCUAAGACGUCUGCACUAUCAAGCAGAAGGUCGUCGGUGAAGGUCAACAAGUAGCUUAAAUUUUAAAAUCUAAUUUAAAAAAAAAAAGGUUGUUCAAUUAUCGCGACGUCUAGUCUGCCCUGGACUCCACUUAAUACCUGAACUUUCAACAUUCCUUUCCUUCAACAGGGGUCAAACAAUGAUUAUUGGUCACACCCACCACCCACUGUCUUGAGGCUAAUUUGUCAAAACUUUGAUUUAAACUUAGUAUCAAUUGGAGAUAUCUGAAAUAGAUGAAGAAAAGGUUUAUACUGAUAGAAGCAGAGUUUAUGCUGUUGGUCGGGACAUGGAUUCUAAAUUUAAAUAUGAGUCAACUUCAGUUGACUCAUGUUGGUUUUUUUUAGUCAAUGGCAGUUGACUAAAAAAUUCAGGGUUUUUUGGUUUCAAUUGUUGUUAGUCAACUGCAGUUGAUUCAAAGACUUGCAUGGUUAUUCUUUGUCAAUAAGAUUGUACAUUACUGUAUAUCAGUGGAUGAAAUACUCCUUGGUGGGUUGGCAUAAAUGAUGAGGAUGAUGAUGUAUGCAUAAUAACAGAGCAAGGGUCAAUGACUUGAUUCUGGAAAUGAAA
Molecule: messenger RNA, 2886 nt
Organism: Patiria miniata (bat star)
Lineage: Eukaryota; Metazoa; Echinodermata; Asteroidea; Valvatida; Asterinidae
Product: inactive tyrosine-protein kinase 7-like
Exons: 1
Coding region: 455-2104 (549 amino acids)
Source: RefSeq, a predicted model, not a curated record